AUGUCUUUUGGCAACGCAAGUGCAGGAGAACUACUGUCUGAUACAAAUAUGAGUCAAGGGACGAAUUCUAGCGCCAAACAGGAAGUGUUUGGGGGAUCUGUUUGUGCUCAAGGUUUCUACUGGCCGAUCCACGCACCCUUGAUUUUGAUUCUCAUAUCUAUUUUGGCUGCCAACUGUGUUGUUAUCGUCUUGACGAUCUGGAAAGAAACUUUACGGACAGUGAGUAAUAUGUUCCUGUUUUCCUUGACUCUGUCUGAUCUAUUGUUUGGUUUAAUCGGAAUUCCUGUCUUCAUGUCCUGUACAGUCACCACCUCCCUUUUACAGUGUACGCUAUCCGUGCUUCUUUGGCGAUUCACUGCUGUUUCGUCCGUAUGUCAUCUUUUUAUCAUUGCUUGUGACCGCUACUUUAUUAUUUUACAUUCUAUGAAAUACCCUUCAAUCGCAACAAAAACCCGUGCCACAUGCGUGAUAGCGGUAAUUUGGUUAGUGGCAUUAGCGUCUUCAUCCAUUCAGUUUGCUUGGUACAAAUGGAACAACGACCUAAAAGAACCCAAGGAAGACACAAUUCAGAUUGACAAAAUUUAUCUUUUAUUGCUGAUCAUAGUGUUCUUUUUUUUGCCUUUACUGCUGAUGUUCUACAUUUACAGCUGCAUCUUACUUGUUUCUUUUCGACACAUCUUCGCCUUUCGUAGACGUCGUAAAAAUCUCGACCAACCAGUGCCCUCUAUUGCUCACGAUUUACGUGGAACCUUUAUUUUAUUUUUUAUGAUGCUAAUAUUCAUCGGUUGCUGGCUGCCGUUUUUUCUUCUUAUUCUUGAAGAUCACAUUCUGGAGACUUUCUUUUAUAUCGUACCAGGAUGGGGUUUAUGCGUAAUCCUUUAUCUCCGAUUCAUUCCCCCAAUGGCAAAUCCCAUUCUAUGCGCGUUUUGUAAGCAAGAUUAUCGCCGUGCCUGGCGUGGUUUAACGCGACGGCAACAAUGGCUCAGCCUGAAUCUUCGUUUUUUCAAAUUUCCUUCCGUCUCUGAAACACGCGACAGAACAUGUGACAGAACCCCAACUUCAGUCACACUCGCCGAAAAAACAAACAACAGCGGUGAUAGCCUAACUGGUUCAGUGAAUAUGCUUGCUUUGGAAGUUUAUUGACAACGGUUGCUGAUGUAUGUGUUAAUCUUAGAUCAGCCUAAAAGGAACCAGUCAUUUCAUCUCAAAGCAGCUGGUUAAAAAAUCGGUGAACUUGAAAGGACAGUUCAUUUAAAGACUAUUGGGCAAUAGGUGGGUGACUUUCCUUAAACCCUUUAAAUCAAGAGCUGAUCGUAAAUUCUCCCUUCUAACUGCUACACAUUUCCUUUUAAAUUAGUUACAAGAAUUUGGUGUUAGGUCAA
Pocillopora verrucosa is the source of this 1382-nucleotide messenger RNA. Its product is annotated as histamine H2 receptor-like. Gene Ontology annotation, molecular function: G protein-coupled receptor activity. Gene Ontology annotation, cellular component: membrane. Lineage: Eukaryota; Metazoa; Cnidaria; Anthozoa; Scleractinia; Pocilloporidae. Gene Ontology annotation, biological process: G protein-coupled receptor signaling pathway. The record is from RefSeq and is a predicted model, not a curated record.